CAGCUAGCACACACCAGGCACUCACUACACUCUGCCUACACACUUGCACACACUUUCAUGGAUCCACGACGUGCCGAACGACGGUACACCUGGCAAGAGGCUUUCGAGCUUAUUACCGCUUCGGACGAAGAUGGCGCUAUUUCUGCCGGUUCAUCUGGUCCGGAUUCUGCCGACAGUGAAGAUGAAGCCAACUUUAUUGAUGGAAUAGACCCAGCCCAUGACAUUGUUGAUGAGGUUGGUAAUGGAGACGAGGACUCGGAGGCUUCCUGUGCCACUGAGGCACCUUGCACCCCGGAGAGAGGCAGAGGGAGAGGAAGGAGUCUGCCUCCAGCUAAAACUGGGAAUCGUCCCGGUUCAGAGGCAUUCCCUGGUGAUGUUGCUGGCUGGAAAACUGCACAGGAGCCUGACAGCCUGCCACAUGCCCCGCUACAUUUCCUGCCCAGAAGAAGACCAGGUGUGCAGCCACCUCUAACAGAGUAUGUGGAUAUACCAUCUCCUUCUGAGCUGUUUGGUGUGUACUUUGACCGAGCUGCGGUCAAAACUAUAUGUGCCAACACAAAUAAAAAUGCAGCAAAACAUAUUGCUGCAGGCAAAAAAUUCAAGUGGACUGAGCUAACGGAGGCCGAAUUCCACCAAUAUAUUGGCAUCACACUGUUUAUGGGCAUUCUGAAGCUGCCAAAGCUCAGAGAUUAUUGGCGUGGCAAUACCAUUUUUCAUGUGGGUCAUCUUCAGAAGGUCAUGUCCAGAGACCGGUUCCUCGCCAUAACCUGGAACCUUCACAUGAGUGAUCCAGCUAAAGACACUGUCAAUGACAGCAAAAAAGGCACCACUGAUUAUGACUGUCUACACAGAAUUCGACCGCUGUAUGAUCAUUUACGUGUUGCCUGUAAAUCGGUGUACCACCCCCAGAGAAACCUGUCUGUGGAUGAGCGCAUGGUAGCCACCAAAGCCAGAAUUGCCCUGAAGCAGUACAUAAAAAACAAGCCCACAAAGUGGGGGAUAAAACUUUUUGUCCUGUCUGACAACACUGGCUACACAGUGGACUUUUUCAUAUAUACAGGGAGGUCUACUCCAAAAACUGGGAAGGGGCUGUCAUUUGAUGCGGUGAUGUCCCUUGUGCAGAAAAGCUUCCUGGGAUCUGGUUAUCACAUUUAUUGUGAUAACUUUUACACCAGCCCAGCACUGUUCCGCCACCUGCAUGACCUGGGGUUUGGAGCUUGUGGGACAUUUCGGGACACACAAGUUGGCAUCCCACACACAAAAGUCAAUGCCUUGACUAAAAACUCUCCACGAGGGACCAUCAGGUGGAUCAGAGAGGGACCUCUCCUUUUUAUCAAGUGGAUGGACACGAGGGAGGUGAGUGUGUGCUCCACCUUGCACACUGCCUUCUCAGGGGACUCUGUGAGAAGAGUGCUGAGGGUCAGUGGCAAGCACAGAGCGGUCGAGGUGCCAUUGCCUUCAGCUGUGAAGGACUAUAACAAGUUCAUGGGGGGAGUGGACCUCUCAGAUCAGCUGAUUGGCUCCUACUCCUCUUGGAGAAAAACCAGAAAGUGGUACCUGACUGUGCUCCAUCAUUUUGUUGACAUUGCUGUGACAAACAGCUAUCUGCUGCACAAAGAGCUGUGUGGCAGACUGGAGCAGCGGCCAAUGACCCACCAGGCCUUCCAGGAGCAGCUGACUGCGGAGCUUUGUGGAGUGCAAUCUCAACCAGUCCGGGAGAGCACAGGACGUCAGCACAUCCCUGUUGCCAUCUGUGAGGGGGCAUUAGGCUCAAAAAAAGCCACACGGGGGCGCAGGAAGUGCAGGCUGUGUGGGAAGUGCACUCCCUUCAUGUGUGAGGCAUGUGAAGUGCCUCUCUGUGUCAUUGUGGACAGGAACUGUCACAAGUCUUUCCACAGCUCUUGAGUGCAGUAAAAUACUGUUGCACUGUAAAUAGUUUCAUUGUAUGUUCAUGUUAUCUUUCUGCAGAUUGUGCCUUCCUGUAUAUAUUUAUGCCUCAUUGUGUAUUUUAUUUGUGUUCUUCUCCUCCUGUUCUCCUGUUCUGAAAUUUUAACACAGUAAAAAACGAUUUUCAUUUUUGUUGUUUAUCGCACUUUAUAUUGAUGACUAUUGUCUCAUACAAAGCUAUCUAUGAUCAUAAGUAACUUAGAAACGUAUACAUUUGAUUGCACUGUUGUAAAUAGUUUAUUUGGAUGUUCAUGGUUUCUUUUUUUUUGCAAAUUGUGCACAAUGAGCAUUUUUUUUCAUUUUUGUCU
Toxotes jaculatrix (banded archerfish) is the source of this 2255-nucleotide messenger RNA. Its product is annotated as piggyBac transposable element-derived protein 4-like. NCBI's taxonomy places the organism in Eukaryota, Metazoa, Chordata, Actinopteri, Toxotidae. The record is from RefSeq and is a predicted model, not a curated record. Bases 58 to 1905 code for a protein of 615 amino acids. The transcript has 2 exons.